CUUCAAAAUUCAGUUAAAAAUCCGUCCUUUACUUCCGGCUUCAACAUCGUCCCCCGUCUCUCUACAUAAACAAAGCCAGCCUUCUAUCAAGAACAGUAACAAGACGAGUGUUCGUACAAACAACAUAUCAAGGGGUUAGCUAUCUUCAAAGAGAUUGGAGAAACAAAAAUGGCUUCGAGUUCAUUAAACAAACCCCACGCUGUGUGCGUCCCAUUUCCAUCCCAAGGCCACAUGAACCCCGUGCUAAGCUUGGCCAAAAUUCUUCACGCCAAAGGUUUCCACAUCACCUUCGUCCUAUCCGAAUACAACCGCCGCCGGCUGUAUUUUUCUCAGGGCUCUGUUCGUGAACUCCCCGACUUCCGUUUCUUUACCAUCUCUGACGGCCUCCCCUACUCCGAUGAAAAUGCUACGCAGAACGUCCCCGAUCUCUGUGAAUCAACAAUGAAGCAUUGUCUCGGUCCAUUCCGAACUCUCCUUGCUGAGCUCAAAGAAGAGAAAAAUACGCCCCCCGUCUCGUGCAUCGUUGCUGAUGGCGCCAUGAGUUUCACACUUGACGCGGCUCGCGAGCUCAACAUCCCGGAGAUUCUUUUCUGGACCACCAGCGCUUGCGCUUUCCUUGCUUACCUCAACUUCCAACAGCUAGUGGAUCGGGGCGUCGUUCCACUCAAAGAUGAGGCCGCGUUAACCAGCGGAUACCUUGACACAGAAGUAGACUGGAUACCCGGUCUAAGACAAGGCAUACGUCUAAAGGACUUACCCUCUUUCCUGCGCGUGACGGAUAUAAAAGAUAAGAUGUUUAACUAUAUCCGGCACGAGACAAACAGAGCUUCCAUGGCCACAGCAAUCGUGCUCAACACCUUUGAAGCCCUUGAGGUUCCCGUCCUUGAGGCACUGCGGCAGAUCAUCCCCUCCGUCUACGCCGUGGGCCCACUAUCGCUCCUCUCUCGAAGCUUGAUAUCAAACGAAAGCCGACUCGCCUCCAUCAACACAAGCCUAUGGAAGGAGGACACCACAUGCAUAACUUGGCUUAACGGCAAGCGGGAUCAAUCAGUUGUGUACGUCAACUUUGGAAGCGUAACUGUAAUCAACGGAGAUCAAUUCAAGGAGUUAGCAUGGGGCCUCGCCAAUAGCGGCUAUGAUUUUCUAUGGGUGAUCAGACCCGACCUAGUGAGGGGAGAAAAGUCUGUGCUGCCUGCAGAUUUUCUGAAAGAGACUAGCCAGAGAGCAUUGCUGGCAGACUGGUGCGAUCAAGAGGAGGUGCUUCGCCACCGGGCAGUGGGAGUUUUCUUAACGCACUCCGGCUGGAACUCGACAUUGGAGAGCAUAAGUGGUGGUGUGCCGAUGAUAUCUUGGGCGUUCUUCGCGGAGCAACAAAUGAAUUGUUUUUAUUCACGCACUGAUUGGGGUGUGGGGAUGGAGAUGGACAGUAGCUUGACAAGGACGGAGGUUGAGAGAUUGAUAAGGGAGAUGAUGGAGGGGGAGGAGGGUAAGAAGAUGAGAAAGAAGGCGGCGGAGUGGAAAGCAAGGUUAUUCAGCUUGGGAGCUCUUCCGACGGCUUGGAGCGGAUGAUCAAUGAUUUGCUUGGUUCAAAAUAGUCUGCGUAGGUUUAUUACGAGUUCGUGAGAUUUUAAUAUCGUUGAGUAAGAGAGCUGAAAUAAAAAGUAUUAGGUGUCAAUAAUUAGGUGGGUAUUUAAUAUAAAUAAUUUAUGAGAUGUUUUUCAGUUAUGCGCUCCAUCUCAUUGCUACCCCGUACAUUUAGCUUGGGUUUAAUAAUUUCUUGAAUUGUAAUUUUUAUUUUUUAUGGAUUUGGCAUUUACAUGCUUU
Messenger RNA from Phalaenopsis equestris, 1824 nucleotides. RefSeq names its product 7-deoxyloganetin glucosyltransferase-like. The transcript is spliced from 2 exons. The coding region runs from base 169 to 1569 and encodes 466 amino acids. Gene Ontology annotation, molecular function: UDP-glycosyltransferase activity. NCBI's taxonomy places the organism in Eukaryota, Viridiplantae, Streptophyta, Magnoliopsida, Asparagales, Orchidaceae. The record is from RefSeq and is a predicted model, not a curated record.